This is a messenger RNA of Symphalangus syndactylus (siamang), 1814 nucleotides long. RefSeq names its product midkine (gene MDK). NCBI's taxonomy places the organism in Eukaryota, Metazoa, Chordata, Mammalia, Primates, Hylobatidae. The record is from RefSeq and is a predicted model, not a curated record. Gene Ontology annotation, molecular function: growth factor activity.
GCGAGCCCGGGUUCUGUGGCCCAUUUGCCCUGUGGCCUUGAGCAAGCCCCUCCCCCAGGCCUCGGGGGCUCUCCCAGUUUGGGGGAACCGGGCGAGGCAAUGCCACAGGCCCAGGGUCAGAGGGGGUGGGCACUUGCAGCCGCCGCUGUGGCCGGGUCUGGAACUUCUCAGACGGCUCCUGUCAGCGCCAAGUUUCACCAAAUCCAGGCCUGCGGGCUCCUCCCCCAGGACCCCCACUCGCAGUCCCUCAAGCCUGUGCUCCCGGAAAGGCACUGGGCGACCGCACGCGUGGCUUUCUCUGGGGGACCGGGUCCCAGACUCCCUCCAGCACAGCAGAGCGCCUCCCUGCCCAUCCGCGGAAACGGCCCCAGGAUGCAGCACCGAGGCUUCCUCCUCCUCACCCUCCUCGCCCUGCUGGCGCUCACCUCCGCGGUGGCCAAAAAGAAAGAUAAGGUGAAGAAGGGCGGCCCGGGGAGCGAGUGCGCUGAGUGGGCCUGGGGGCCCUGCACCCCCAGCAGCAAGGAUUGCGGCCUGGGUUUCCGCGAGGGCACCUGCGGGGCCCAGACCCAGCGCAUCCGGUGCAGGGUGCCCUGCAACUGGAAGAAGGAGUUUGGAGCCGACUGCAAGUACAAGUUUGAGAACUGGGGUGCGUGUGAUGGGGGCACAGGCACCAAAGUCCGCCAAGGCACCCUGAAGAAGGCGCGCUACAAUGCUCAGUGCCAGGAGACCAUCCGCGUCACCAAGCCCUGCACCCCCAAGACCAAAGCAAAGGCCAAAGGUCAGGGAAAGGAGAAGGGGGUGGGGCUGUCGCAGGGGGCUGCCCCCCCGCCUGUGAGGGGACCAUUCCAAGUUAAACCUUGAGUUUUGAGUCCUGGCCAGUGGCUUCCUGACAUCGCCUCACUUGGCUUCCCUGCCUGGAAAAGUCUGAGAUGGGCACUACAAGAGAGGCCGCAGGUGAUGCUGGGGACAGAAAUCCUCCCUGGCCCAAAUAGGGACCACUCCAACCACUCCAUUGGAGCAUCCGGCUCAGGACCCAGGGAGAGUGUCCUGGAAUGGCUUGCCUUUGCCAGUUCUCCAGCCACUGGCAGCAUUUGGUCAGCUCUGCCCUUUCUAGUCUUGGGAGGAGGUCAAGGCCCACCCUGGGCCUCUCAGCUCACUCCUGACUCAGCCCAGCGAGGCCAACAGGGCAGGGGUGAAUCUGCCCGCUUCUCAGGUGAGGAGGCUGAGGCUGUCCUGGACCAGCACUGGAAACUUGAAGGUUUUCUGAUCCCAAGUGGAAAUAGGAAGCUGGGGGUGUCCGAUGUCCACAUCACAAUAGCUGCCUCAUCCCUUGCUUCCGGGUCAGCUGAUUGGAAACCACUAGGGGGCAGAAUCUUCUCCUUCCGUGAUGCCUGGGUGUUUGUGGAGCCGGCGGUCUGCAAUGGGUCGGCCUAACUGCUGAUAUGGUAUUAAUAUUUCUUUCUUGUUUUACAGCCAAGAAAGGGAAGGGAAAGGACUAGAUGCCAAGCCUGGAUGCCAAGGAGCCCCUGGUGCCACAUGGGGCCUGGCCCACGCCCUCCCUCUCCCAGGCCCGAGAUAUGACCCACCAGUGCCUUCUGUCUGCUUGUUAGCUUUAAUCAAUCAUGCCCUGCCUUGUUCCUCUCACUCCCCAGCCCCACCCCUAAGUGCCCAAAGUGGGGAGGGACAAGGGAUUCUGGGAAGCUUGAGCCUCCCCCAAAGCAAUGUGAGUCCCAGAGCCCGCUUUUGUUCUUCCCCACAAUUCCAUUACUAAGAAACACAUCAAAUAAACUGACUUUUUUCCCCCCCCAAUAAAA